AUGUCGGAUUUUGAUCCAACCAAGCCCAUCAAAGACCCCAAGGUCUGGUAUCCCCAGGGCAUGUACAUAUCCCAGGGCGACAAUGGACAGAAAACAUUCCUGCUCGCUAAGAAGGACAUGGGAUCUUUGAAUCGAUAUGUCAUGACUGGGCGAAUGUUGCCCACCGAUCGCACCGAGUAUACAUCGACUAUUGGUGUGGCAGACACCAGCGUCAUCAGUGAUGAGGUCUGGGGUGCUGUUGAUAAUCUCUUAAGGGUCUACAAAACAAUCAAAACCGACUCGUCCGACUUCCAGGACAACACCUGGGAUGGUAUUGUCGAACUCGCCAGCAACAUCUACACCUAUGCCUCCAAGGCCGGUGGCACCGACGAGAGCUCCUAUUACUACAAGAUCAUGGAGUGGGUUAAAAAUUACAACGAAGCCAACACAGAUGAUGAAAGGGAGAAAUAUGCAGCCGACAUUACCUACGCUGCCAAAAAGCAGCUUGGAAUCGUCACUGAUCUGCAGAGAAAGGCAGAAACUGCUCGCACUGACCUAGGCGUAUUUCACGAUAAAUGUGUCGCAAGCAAGGGCCAGCUCGAUGGCAGCGCUAAUACCAUGCAGACCUUGCUGAAAAAAGAGAAUAGCGAUAUUGAGACGCUAACAAAGGAGAUUGAGGAUGCGAAAAAGGCCCUGGAGCCAAUCCAGAAGCGGAUCGACGAAGCCCGGCUCAGGGAACAGCAUACCGAAUAUUACAGUUGGAUUCCCAUUGUGGGCACCAUUGCGGCGAUCGCUGUCAUCGCCCUGGCUGAGGAGGAGAUUGCCAGCCUGAGAGACAGUUUGAACAAAAUCAUGGUUGUGAUCAACUCGGACCAAGCCAAGCUGCAGGCCGCCAAUGCGCUACAGGGAGACAUCACCGGCAUGGGGACCGAUGUUGACAGUUUAUUGGGCAUUAUCGCGCCUGCCAUAUCUAUCCUCGAGGACCUGCAGGGCGCUUGGAAAAGUAUGUCGACCAAGUUAGAGGUUCUCAUGUCUCUCUUUGAGGACGAAACAGAGGGUGUGCCCCCGAUGGAUAUGGCGGAAACGGACCUACAGUCCAUUAUCGAGGAAUGGAACGCCCUUCGCGAUGACGCUGAUGCUUACAUCAAGGAGGCCUAUAAUAUUCCCCAGCCCUCGAAGACCAGCAUUCAGAAUUAUGUGAAUCAGCUCGAUGAUCAUCUGCAGAAAUUGAAAAACUAA
This is a messenger RNA of Aspergillus glaucus CBS 516.65, 1218 nucleotides long. RefSeq lists its product as uncharacterized. NCBI's taxonomy places the organism in Eukaryota, Fungi, Ascomycota, Eurotiomycetes, Eurotiales, Aspergillaceae. The record is from RefSeq and is a predicted model, not a curated record. The coding region runs from base 1 to 1218 and encodes 405 amino acids. The transcript is spliced from 6 exons.